AUGCACUACAUCCGCCUCCUCAGACCCCCGAAGCUGGCGGGCAGCGGCGGCAAGAUCCGCCUAGAGCUCGUCAUCACCAUCAACACGGACCUGAGCGACUCGCUGCUGUCUGUGCAGGAUGCCCUCGAGCUGCUCAUCACGGCCGAGCUGGCCUCCUCCUCUGGCAGGACCACAUGGGCCCUCACCGGACGUAACGAGCUGGCAUGGAAGCCGGGCAUGAGGAUUCUCAAGCCCAGCUUCAAUCUUCCCCUACAGUUUGUCAAGGCGUUGGCGGCGUCUUCCAGCGCCGAAAUAUGUAUCAGUGCCAAGCCGGCACUUUCAGCGACGGGAGUGCACAGCAUCCUCAAGGAUGCAGAGGCUGGGAACGGACUGAUCAUGCCUGUAUGGGCGCAGCUGCGCGUCAAUGGAAACGGGCACGACGACGAUCAUCUUUGCACGCGGAGGCUGUAUUUUGACGGCAGCAACCAAGAGGGAGACCAGGGGUUCCUCGAGAUAGAGGAGGAGCUGGGCGAGAGCAUGGCCCGCCACGUCUGGGACGGAGGAGUCGUCACGCUCUGCGCCCUCGCCGGCAUUCCCGCAUCCGAAAGGUUCGCCUCGGAUCAAGAGCCGACCAUGGCCGCCAUGCGGGACAUUCUGGGCGCUGCCGGCGAGCUCAGCAUCCUGGAGCUCGGCUGCGGCGUCGGCACCCUGGGCAUCGGUCUCUGCGCCGUGCUCCCACAGAUGCGGCCGCCCGGGUCCGGAGGUUGCACUGUCUUGCUGACAGACCUGGAGGAUGCAGAGACGCGAGCCACUUCCAACAUUGCUCGCCUACGGCAGAAUGCGCGCAUGGCCGGACAGCAUGACAACGCCGCCCAGCUGCUGUACGAGAACCUGGACUGGGAAGAAGGCAGGCAAGGACGCUUCGGGCCGCAAGUCCAGGCCCGGCGCUGGGAUCUCGUCGUGCUGAGCGACUGCACCUACAACGAAGAUGGGCUUCUUGCACUGGUCGAGACACUGUCAGCCCUGCACGCUUCGAAUGUGCGCAAGGCCAAGGCUACGGGGGAAUCAUCGUUCACGACAAAGGUCUUUGUUGGGACGAAGCCGCGGCACUCUUCUGAGAAUGCAGUGUUCGGCCUGCUUGAUGGGGCGGGCUGGAAGAUGCAGGCGAAGCAAGUGCUGCCGCUGCCUGUUCUCGGCUCGGAGGCCCAAUCAGUCGAAAUGUACCUGUUUGAAAAAUCAUGA
This is a messenger RNA of Trichoderma citrinoviride, 1221 nucleotides long. RefSeq lists its product as hypothetical. Lineage: Eukaryota; Fungi; Ascomycota; Sordariomycetes; Hypocreales; Hypocreaceae. The record is from RefSeq and is a predicted model, not a curated record. The coding region runs from base 1 to 1221 and encodes 406 amino acids. The transcript has a single exon.